AUGUCACAAAAUGAGUAUAUAGAACGACAUAUUAAAUUACAUGGUCGUAGAUUUGAUCAUGAAAUUAAAACGCGUAAGAAGGUUGCUAGAGCACCUAUAAAAGAAAGUAAAAAAGCAAAAACACUUCGUGGAAUUAAAUCUAAAAUAUUUAAAAAACAUAAAUAUGCCGAAAAAAUACAAUACAGAAAAUUAAUAAAACAAAAAGAAGAAAAAGAAAUGAAAGAGAAAGUAAUAGAGAAGACAGAUGGAGCGAUACCGGCAUAUUUAUUGGAUAGAGGAGAUAUUAAUAGAACUAAAAUUUUAAGUAAUAUGAUAAAACAAAAAAGAAAAGAAAAGGCUGGAAAAUGGACUGUACCAAUACCAAAAGUUAAAGCAAUGAAUGAAAUGGAAAUGUUCAAAGUUCUAAAAACUGGAAAACGAAAAAAAAAAAUGUGGAAAAGAAUAAUUGAUAAAGCAUGUUUUGUACCAGAAGAUUUUACAAGAAAACCACCAAAAUAUGAAAGAUAUAUAAGACCUACGGGAUUAAGAUUUAAAAAAGCACAUGUAACACAUCCAGAACUGAAAACGACAUUUUAUUUGGACAUUAUUUCAGUAAAAAAAAAUCCUCAAUCGAAUCUCUAUACAUCCUUAAACGUAAUUACUAAAGGAACAAUAAUUGAAGUGAAUGUGAGUGAACUGGGUUUGGUAACACAGACAGGAAAAGUCAUUUGGGCCAAAUAUGCUCAAGUUACAAAUAAUCCCGAAAAUGAUGGGUGUAUCAAUGCUAUACUUCUCGUCUAA
Molecule: messenger RNA, 780 nt
Organism: Theileria annulata
Lineage: Eukaryota; Apicomplexa; Aconoidasida; Piroplasmida; Theileriidae
Product: tgf beta-inducible nuclear protein(TNP-1) 1, putative
Exons: 8
Coding region: 1-780 (259 amino acids)
Biological process (GO): maturation of 5.8S rRNA; maturation of LSU-rRNA
Cellular component (GO): nucleolus; preribosome, large subunit precursor
Source: RefSeq, a predicted model, not a curated record